UAAUGGCUGUUUGUUGAUGCCAGUGGAAUCCGCCGAGGAUUGAUUCAAAACGGGUGGGACAAGCUGGUUAGCUGGUCGGAUUAGAGGGAGGGUGAAUUAUAAGGGGAGGCUCGGUGCUCGUUUAGCCCCGGGCACCUGUCGCGAGUUGUGGAGUUGUUUCGAGCGUGGCGGCGGCGAGGCGCUUCGUGCCACACAUCGCACAUGGUACCUAACUCAUAACACCGUUCUGUCUGCUCUUACCUUUCCAGAUUCAGAUGGCGCGAUGAACCACCACGGCGACAUCCUCGCCGCAGACUCCACGAGAGACAUCUGCUCUGGGAUCCAGAGAAAAAGGGAGCGCGGGGCCCUGUCCGACUGCAGCCUGGUGGGUGCGGGCGUCGGCGCCGUCACCGGGAUGCCGCUGAGCCGGGAGGAGCGCCGGCGUCGGCGCCGCGCCACGCUCAAGUAUCGGACGGCGCACGCCACGAGGGAGCGCGUGCGCGUGGAGGCCUUCAACGUGGCGUUCAGCGACCUGCGCCGCCUGCUGCCCACGCUGCCGCCCGACAAGAAGCUCUCCAAGAUCGAGAUCCUCCGCCUGGCUAUCUGCUACAUUGCCUACCUCAACCAUGUGCUGGAAGCAUGACCCACGCCCGACGCCCCGCCGCCGAUGUCCUUCGAGGACUACGGCGGGGGCGUCGACGCCUACAUGUACUAGGGCGGCUGGGAGCCUCCUCCGCCCUCCCCCCGGUGGUGCCCCGCUCUGCGUCACCGGAUGCACGCACUUACUUAGGUGAGCGGUACGCAGCCUGUUGUGAUCACAGAACACGAAAUCCCACGAGAAGGAGACACUUUUCUCUUAGAUUUUAUACAAUUUGAUCGUGGAAAAUGACAUGGCAUAUGGACAACCUUUUACCCACCGUUACGUUUACGUGAUUCUGCAAGUGUGGGAGUCAGUGUGGCCUGCCCACCGGGGGUUUACCUAGCACCUUCGCAGCGCUCUGAGAGUGUGGUCCCACUCUACAAACAAUGCACGUGCACCUCCCUGGCCAGAAAGUGCGAAAGUAUCUGUCUCAAACUCAGUUGAAUCCAAGUUGAAAAUGCAGACUUCAGCAGGCUUCAGUUACUGUACAUAUUGAAUGGACAAAGAAGUAUAAGACGUGAAACUAUCUGUGAACAAAGUGAACCAGCACUACCAUCAGCGAGAAUAAUUAUGUACAGAAAUACUCAGCAGUAUUAGUUAUAGGGCUGUACUGUGACUAAUACCUAUGUAUAACUAUGUAUAAU
Messenger RNA from Frankliniella occidentalis (western flower thrips), 1263 nucleotides. RefSeq names its product helix-loop-helix protein 1. Bases 263 to 622 code for a protein of 119 amino acids. The transcript is spliced from 2 exons. NCBI's taxonomy places the organism in Eukaryota, Metazoa, Arthropoda, Insecta, Thysanoptera, Thripidae. Gene Ontology annotation, biological process: regulation of transcription by RNA polymerase II. Gene Ontology annotation, molecular function: protein dimerization activity; RNA polymerase II cis-regulatory region sequence-specific DNA binding; DNA-binding transcription factor activity, RNA polymerase II-specific. The record is from RefSeq and is a predicted model, not a curated record.